Oncorhynchus gorbuscha (pink salmon) is the source of this 5025-nucleotide messenger RNA. RefSeq names its product short transient receptor potential channel 3-like. Gene Ontology annotation, biological process: manganese ion transport; regulation of cytosolic calcium ion concentration; calcium ion transmembrane transport. Gene Ontology annotation, cellular component: cation channel complex; membrane. The record is from RefSeq and is a predicted model, not a curated record. The transcript has 11 exons. NCBI's taxonomy places the organism in Eukaryota, Metazoa, Chordata, Actinopteri, Salmoniformes, Salmonidae. Gene Ontology annotation, molecular function: inositol 1,4,5 trisphosphate binding; store-operated calcium channel activity; protein binding. Bases 25 to 2535 code for a protein of 836 amino acids.
CUUGAGCUCCCCGGCCAGCGGCGGAUGACAGGGGCGCGGGAGAAGGGUCGUCGACCAGCGAUGCGUGGGCCGGCCUUCAUGUUCAACGACCACACCACCAGCAUGACCGCCGAGGAGGAGCGCUUUCUGGACGCCGCCGAGUAUGGCAACAUCCCUGUGGUCCGCAAGAUGCUGGAGGAGUCCACCACGCUCAAUGUCAACUGUGUGGACUACAUGGGCCAGAAUGCAUUGCAGCUUGCGGUGGGCAACGAGCAUCUGGAGGUGAUGGAACUGCUCUUGCGGAGGGACAACCUGGCACGCAUCGGUGACGCCUUACUCCUGGCUAUCUCAAAAGGGUAUGUUAGGAUCGUGGAAGCCAUCUUGGCCCAUCCAUCCUUCCAAGCCAGCGAGCGGCUGACGCGGAGUCCGUGUGAGCUGCAGGACGAUGACUUCUACUCGUAUGACGAGGAUGGCACACGCUUCUCGCCCGACAUCACCCCCAUCAUUCUGGCUGCACACUGCCAGAAGUACGAAGUGGUACACAUGCUGCUGUUGAAGGGCGCUCGCAUUGAGCGGCCACAUGACUACUUUUGCAAGUGCCCAGAAUGCACCGAGAAACAGGGCAAAGACGCUUUCAGCCACUCACGUUUGCGCAUCAAUGCCUACCGGGGCCUGGCUAGCCCGGCAUACCUUUCGCUGUCUAGCGAGGACCCGGUGCUCACCGCGCUGGAGCUCAGCAAUGAACUGACCAAGUUGGCCAACAUCGAGAAGGAGUUCAAGAAUGACUACCGGAAGCUGUCUAUGCAGUGUAAGGACUUUGUAGUGGGAGUGCUGGACCUCUGUCGGGACACGGAGGAAGUGGAAGCCAUUUUGAAUGGAGAUGUUACUGCUGAGAAGGAGGCGGGGAAGGGCCUUCGCUCUCUCCUGAGCAGGGUCAAACUGGCCAUCAAGUACGAGGUGAAAAAGUUUGUGGCCCACCCCAACUGCCAGCAGCAACUGCUGACGAUCUGGUAUGAGAACCUGUCGGGCCUGAGGGAGCAGACCAUCGUUGUGAAGUGCCUGGUGGUGGUGGCGGUGGCCUUUGGUCUGCCCCUACUGGCCAUGGGCUAUUGGUUCGCUCCAUGCAGUCGGCUGGGAAAUGUCCUGCGCAGCCCCUUCAUGAAGUUUGUGGCCCAUGCCGCGUCCUUCAUCAUCUUCCUGUGCCUGCUGUUGUUCAACGCAUCGGACCGCUUUCAGGGCAUCAGCACCAUGCCAAACGUGACCGUCACUGACUACCCCAUGCAGAUCUACCGGGUCAAGACCACCGAAUUCAGCUGGACCGAGAUGCUCAUCAUGGUCUGGGUCACAGGGAUGAUGUGGUCGGAGUGUAAGGAGCUGUGGACCGAGGGGCCCAGGGAGUACAUGCAGCAGCUGUGGAACGUUCUGGACUUCGGCAUGCUUUCCAUCUUCAUUGCCGCUUUCACCGCUCGGUUCUUUGCCUUCCUCCAGGCCACCAGAGCCCAGCAGUACGUCAACGAAAAGAUCCACACCACCGACCUCUCCCUAGUGACCCUACCCCCGGAGGUCAAAUACUUUACCUACGCAAGGGACAAGUGGCUGCCGUCAGACCCCCAGCUGAUCUCAGAAGGGCUGUACGCCAUCGCUGUGGUGCUGAGCUUCACACGCAUCGCUUACAUUCUGCCGGCUAAUGAGAGCUUUGGACCACUCCAGAUCUCCCUGGGCCGCACGGUCAAAGACAUCUUCAAGUUCAUGGUCCUGUUCAUCAUGGUCUUCCUGGCGUUCAUGAUCGGCAUGUUCAUCCUCUAUUCUUACUACUUGGGUGCCAAGGUCAACCCGGCCUUCACCACGGUGGAGGAGAGCUUCAAGACUCUGUUCUGGUCUAUAUUUGGACUGUCCGAGGUGUCCUCUGUGGUGCUCAAGUACAACCACAAGUUCAUCGAGAACAUCGGCUAUGUGCUCUAUGGAAUCUACAACGUGACCAUGGUGGUGGUGUUGCUCAACAUGCUGAUCGCCAUGAUCAACAGCUCCUAUCAAGAAAUCGAGGACGAUGCGGACGUGGAGUGGAAGUUUGCACGCUCCAAGCUAUGGCUGUCGUACUUUGACAACGGCAAGACACUGCCUCCUCCCUUCAGCAUCGUUCCCACUCCCAAGUCCUUCUACCACCACAUCAGGUGGAUAGUCGGCAUGCUGCAUUGCCGACAAAGGAGUGUGAAGAAGGAUCUAGAGCUGGGGUUGGACAGUUCAAAGUCCAGGCUCAAUCUCUUCACCCAGUCCAACCUACGCAUUGCAGAGUCCCACAGCAUUCUGAAACAACCCACCUGCUAUCAGCAAAUCAUGAAGCGACUCAUCAAACGCUACGUUUUGAAAGCACAGGUGGACAAAGAAAACGACGAGGUCAAUGAAGGUGAACUGAAAGAAAUCAAGCAGGACAUCUCCAGUUUACGUUACGAACUCCUGGAAGACAAGUCUCAGGCUACAGAGGAGCUGUCCUUGCUUAUCCAGAAACUGAGUGACAAACUGAACCUAGGCCCUACUACACGCUUGCCCUACAAGUGACCCACUCCCCCACCAACCCACAGUUCAAGAGAUGCAAGAGGGAAGAGUAUAUCAAAGCAGCCAACAUCCCAGCAUUUCCCCACACACUCCACAGUAACCCACUGACCAGGUUGUUUUGUAAAUGAUAAUGUGCUAUUUUGCAUGAUGGUAGUUUAAACAGACAAAAUCAGCACAAGCAAAUAGCAAAAAGGAUUGCCUCACUCUUCUGUUGUAGGGAGAGGCUGCCCUUAGAUGUUAAGAUUGGGGGAGCGGAAGCUGAUCCUAGAUCUGUGCCUAGAGGAAACUUCACCUGAAAGCUAUAAUUUUCCAUUAUGACAAAGUUUGUGUUAGUGUUGGAGAUUUUUCAGAUUAAUAUUAAAUAUUGGCGGGGGUUCUAAGCUGACAUAUGGAAUUGUUUUAAGAUGGUCAUACUAUGGAUCAUUUAGCUAUUUGAAUUAGAAUUUUUGGACCCCUUUAGGUAUCCCCAAAACAUUAUUAGAUAAAAUAUUGAAUUUGGCCUUUACUACUAUAGUCCAGAGAAACACAUUGAAUAACACAUUCAAACAGUCAACAAAUAAAUCAUGAGAAACAAGGUUUUGAAGUGUUUGUUCUAUAUCUAGGAGAUCUAAGAAAGCUCAGGGAAUAUAUAUUUUUUACACAUAUUUAACCACUUUUUUGGGUAGGCACAAAACUACCUUCAUGCUUCCAUUUUUUUGUAAAACCGGUACUGGUUACCUUCAGACAAAUCCCGUGACACUUGUGGGGGACAUAGAGCAAAACGGAAAACAUCAUAUUCGUGAGAAUCUCCUCUUUCCACACUGGGGUCAUAUAAGUUCGUAGCCCAAACGGUUCGGGCGCUACAAACAGAAGUUGGCACGUCACCGGUACCAACUUCAGACGAGUCCCCUGACACUUGUUGGGGUCGUAGAGCAAAACGGACACCACCGUUGUGUUCGUGAGAGUCUCCCCUUUCCAUAGAGCGAUAGGCAAUCCACCUACAGACGUUUUCGUGAGAUCACCAAUUUUCAGGAUGUCUCACCGCUCCAGCUCUGCCACCUUUCACCGCAGAUGCGGAAGUGCGACAUCGGCAGAUGAGGGAGUGCGACAUCGGCAGAUGAGGUGGAUUGAGAUGCGUCCAAUGCAAAGAAGCAGAUACAGUAUUUUAUGCAACAAAUAGUGCUAUAGUCUCUGUUAAGACAUAUACACUUAUGGCCGAGGGUCUGCUGGUUUUUGCUUAUGCUUUUCAAUUAAGACCGAAACAACGAGGUGAGGGGAGUUCCUUACUAGUCAGUGACCUUAGUUAAUUCAUCCAGUACAAUGGAGUAGCGAAAACCCGCAGCCCCUCGGCCCUCCGUGGAAUGUGUUUGACACGUGCCUUAGACAAUGGUUGUGUAAUACUGGUUUCAUCCCUUUCUUUCUCUCGUUAGAGAUUUUGAACCAAACAGUAGGUUUAUCUGACAAGAAUUUCCCUCAGAAAUAAAAAAUUAUCAGUCAUUGAUUAAUGUUAUUGUGAUGUUUUUUCGCCCCCAAUCCAUCUAGUUGGAAAGGCACCUUUAUUUUCUACAUAAACACUGGUCUUGUUGGUCUUAGUGUUUUGGCUAUUUUGCAGGAUUCUAGAAAUUGUAUGUUUUAGACUUGUCCAGCCCUGGUCCUGGAGUGUGUAAAAUGUGAAUACAGCCAACAGUAUAGGGGAAAAACAUAUAACCUGUAACACCUUCAUAAGAUCGACAUUAAGAUUCACAAAUUCCUAUUUCAACAGCCACAGGGUGCUCAUGUAAAUAUAAACAUAUAAAUACCAUAUAAAUAGAACUGGUAUAAUGGGCUUGAAACCCACAGCCUUUUGACUGGUAAACUCAUUAGUGCACUUAAGGCCUAAUUGAACUGCAUGGUGGACGAUCAUUCUAUUCAUUCUAAUUCUAUGGAUGUAACAGCCAUCUGACAUUAUUGUUACGAUAUACAGUAGUUGACAUUCCAUCUUAGAUGGGACUUGCUUGAGUUUUUCUCUCAGGUCAAAUGUUACAAAUUCUAUAUAUAACAUGCCUCUUGCAGUAUAUUCUAUGCUAUAACACAUAUUUAUAUGUGGGUCUCCUUAUUCCGUUUAAAAUUCCUUGUACUGCAAAUGUCAAAUACAACAUACAAGGCUUUGUCGAAUACAUUGCCACCUUAUUGAUCGAGGUCCUUGUGUGGGUCAACCUAUUUUCUCUGUGUAGAGUAGCCCUGGUGUAAAAUUGUGGAUAGAAAGUGGAUAUUGCCUCUCCGGGGCCAGGGUUGGUCAAGCAUUUAUUCGUAGGGUAAAUAUCUUUAGAUUUCCUUAAUAACCUAUGCAGGAUAUUUCAUUUCCUUUGUCCGAUAACCAUUGUGUAAUUAUACUAGGGAACAGAAACAUGCAUUGGAAUCCAUAUUGUAUUUGAUAGAAAUCCUUUCCUUAGGAUGUUCCUAGACACUGUAAAGAAUGUUUUUUCUAACUCAAUAACUGUAGCAUUUCAGUUACAGUGGGGCAAAAAACUAUUU